UGAAGAAGUGGUUUGGCUUACUGAGUCACUUAGGUGACUAAACCACCUCUUUCUACAUCUAUAAACACAUACGCGACAGCCAUAGCCAUCAACCCACUGUAAUGUCAGCAAGCAUCAAAAUCUCUUCCUCGCAAGAAUUGACAGCCUUUUGGUCCCUUAUAUCUAUCCCCAGCUCUUCCUUUGCAUCAUUCAAUUCGGGCUCCCACCAGCAAUGCAGGAACUCUGUGAUCUCAAGGUUCAUGUCAAUGAGCAGCACACCUUCCUCCUUCAUCAGAGAGUCAUAUGUUCCUUCUCGGGCAAGCUGAAGGAGAUGGUGAGCCAAGAGAGGCAGAGAAGCCAGCCAAAGGGCUCAGGAGUUGGGAUAAUGGAGUUUCCAGGAGGAGCAUGUGGUUUUGAGCUGGUGUCCAGAUUCUGCUACAACAAUGGGAGCAUCGCCAUGACGCCAUCCAACAUCUGUCUCCUCCACUGCUCCGCCAUUCUUCUUGAGAUGACUGAAGAUGUCUCCUCCUGCAAUCUUUUGAGGCAGACGGAGACCUUCUUGGAUGGAGUGUUCCACUGGACAUGGAAUGACGUCCUAACAGCUUUGAAGAGCUGUGAGCCCUUCUUCCCAACUGCCGACUCCUGUGGCCUACUCCAGAAGCUCGUCUCAUCCCUCCUGGCAAAGAUAGCGGCCAAUUCAGAGAUGAUGCCACUCCUGUCGGCAACGCCAUUUCCGUCAUCUUCAUCUUCUUCCUCCUCGCCUGAUACCUCUGGUUUCAGGUGCUCCUCAUCUACCAAGACCCCCGAGCCGAUGAAGCCUUGUUCCAACAGGGAAUGGUGGUUCGAUGACCUCACCAUCUUGGCACCCAGCACCAUAGAAAAGAUCAUGAAGACCCUCGGAGCUUAUGGUACUGACAACAAGAACCUCGUCCUGACCAGGUUUCUCUUGCAUUACCUCAAGACGGUGGUCCAGAGGCCAUGCUCUGGCGUCGGAUGCGGGAACCUUGGUCACUGUAAGGAAGAGUACGGUGGUCUUGCCGACACUGCAGUCCAUGGAGUGGCGCUGAUGGGAAGAACAGCUUUCUCCUGCAGAGGACUGUUCUGGGUGCUGAGGGUGGUCUCAGGCCUGGGCCUCAGCAAGGAAUGCAGGCAGAAGCUGGAGAGGCUGAUGGGACUCGUGCUCGACCAGGCUACACUGGAUGAUCUCUUGGUGUCAGGGCACGAUGGAGGUGUCUAUGAUGUCAACCUGGUGCUGAGGUUGGUUAGAAUAUUCGUGAGCACCGAGGAGGGUGGUGGCGCCUCCUCGCAGAGGAUGAAGAAGGUAGGGAGGUUGACCGACAAGUACCUGGGGGAGAUCUCUCCUGACCAGAGCUUGAAGGUAUCCAAGUUUCUCGAGGUGGCUGAGAGCCUCCCGGAUUCAGCUCGAGACUGCUUUGAUGGAGUCUACAGAGCUUUGGACAUCUACCUCGAGUCACACCCAACGCUCUCCACCGAGGAGCGGACAAGGCUGUGCGGAUGCCUCAACUACGAGAAGCUCACACUCGAGGCCUGCAAGGACCUGGCAAAGAACCCACGGGUGCCGCCGGGAGUCGCCGUCCAAGCGCUGGUCUCGCAGCACUCCAAGUUGAUCAUCGGAACCGACGUGGCCGAACCGUCGCGGACGCCGGCCGCCUCCCCGGAGUCGCCGCAUGAGAAGCAGCAGCUCAAGCUCAGCCUUCAAAGGAUGCAGUGCAGGGUGAAGGAACUGGAGAAGGCGUGCAGGAACAUGAAGGGCCAGAUGUCGAAGAUGGUGAAGACCAAGUCCAUGAACCACAGCAACAGAGGAAUGCCAAGGCUCUGUUGACAUGGAUACACCACAAUGUAGAGUUGUGUUUUUUUGUGAGAGAUUGUAAAUUUGUAGGGAUGAGGUUUAUGAUUUGGGUUUCAGCUACCAUUUCACAUCGGAACAUCUGUCGAACACCAUCAGAGGAAUCUGUAAAGCUUAUAUGAUUGUUCUUACUGUGAAUUCUUAUCAUCA
Messenger RNA from Musa acuminata AAA Group (dessert banana), 1996 nucleotides. RefSeq names its product BTB/POZ domain-containing protein At3g19850-like. The record is from RefSeq and is a predicted model, not a curated record. The transcript has 3 exons. NCBI's taxonomy places the organism in Eukaryota, Viridiplantae, Streptophyta, Magnoliopsida, Zingiberales, Musaceae. Bases 212 to 1822 code for a protein of 536 amino acids.